AUGGCGACAUUGCUACCACCGCCAAAGAGGCAGAAGGUGUAUCAUGGUAUACCUGAACCCGAGCCCGAGCCGCUCAAGCCAUCUCUGAAUGUCGUGGUGCAAUUCGUCUCCGAGGAUGAUGGCCAACCUCUUGCGCCCGCAGUAAACCUGCCUGCAAAUAUUUCGCGAGAAGGAUUAGAGGUGUUAGUCAACAAGUUAAACACCAAGGAUGAGGACCCAGUGCCAUUCUCGUUCCACAUCGCAUUAUCACCUCAGGAAGGCACACAAGGUGCCCCAACUAGAAUCGCAAUUUCCAAAUCGAUAGAGGAGGACGUGCUCUCGCAUCCUUCGCACGCGUUCACACCCGAAGAUGUGUUCGUCGUUCGUUGCUCUCCUCAGGCCGUGUUCAAAGUCAGGCCCGCUACAAGAUGUUCGUCGACUCUAUCCGGACAUACAUCUCCGAUUCUCUGCGCUUCCUUCUCGCCCACGGGUAACCUCCUUGCGACAGGUUCUGGUGACUGCAACGCUCGUCUAUGGGACUUAUUCACCGAAACUCCCUCGCAUGUUCUCUCUGGACACAAAGGGUGGGUACUAUGCGUCGAGUGGGAAGCUAUGGAGAGAAAAUUGGCUACUGGAGGCCAUGAUGGACAUGUACGUCUCUGGGAUCCGAAGACCGGUAAGCCUGUGGGUGAUGCUCUCAAGGGCCAUUCGAAGUGGGUGACCUCCUUAUCAUGGGAGCCGAUACACAUAAACUCUUCAGCACCACGUCUUGCUUCGUCCUCCAAAGACGGCACUGUUCGAGUCUGGUCUACUCUGACUCGCCGAUGCGAGUAUACCCUCGGAGGACAUACUGCCAGUGUGAAUGUCGUGCGAUGGGGCGGGGGAGGCUUGGACGGAAAUGGCGUAUUGUAUACCGCGUCUAGUGAUCGGACAAUUCGUGUUUGGGAUGCAAAUGGGGGAAGACCGCUACAUACACUUAAAGAUCAUGCUCACUGGGUGACGACCCUUGCUCUUAAUACGGACUUUGUGCUUCGCACGGGCCCGUACGAUCACACUGGCAAGAAACCGGCCUCGGACAGUGAAGCGCAAAAAGUUGCACUUGCCCGCUACAGUCAUAUCGUCUCUUCAAAUGGCGAAACACUCAUUUCGGGCUCUGAUGAUCACACGCUAUUCUUCUGGUCGUUGUUCCCAUCUCGAUCUACAACGGCUGCAGCGUCCGAAGCUGCAGCGGAGCGUGGAGGCAAGCUCAAGCCUCUAGCUCGACUGACCGGGCAUCAACGCCAGGUCUCACAUGUGGCCUUUAGUCCUGAUGCCCGCUGGGCUGCUAGCGCUGCUUGGGACAACAGUGUGCGCUUAUGGGAUGGCCGCACGGGCAAAUUCGUGGCAACCCUUCGCGGACAUAUUGGUGCUGUAUAUCGGUUGACGUGGAGUGCGGAUUCGCGACUGUUGGUUAGUGCGAGUAAGGACAGUACUGUCAAGAUUUGGGACCUGAAAACCUACAAACUGAAAACUGAUCUCCCUGGUCAUACCGAUGAAGUAUACUGUGUGGAUUUUGUUGCGGAUAAAAUUGUUAGCGGUGGUCGAGAUAGAACAGUUAAAAUCUGGAAGAAUUAA
This is a messenger RNA of Fibroporia radiculosa, 1593 nucleotides long. RefSeq lists its product as uncharacterized. Gene Ontology annotation, cellular component: nucleolus. Gene Ontology annotation, molecular function: protein binding. The coding region runs from base 1 to 1593 and encodes 530 amino acids. The record is from RefSeq and is a predicted model, not a curated record. Gene Ontology annotation, biological process: ribosomal large subunit assembly. Lineage: Eukaryota; Fungi; Basidiomycota; Agaricomycetes; Polyporales; Fibroporiaceae. The transcript is spliced from 9 exons.